Dendrobium catenatum is the source of this 1407-nucleotide messenger RNA. Its product is annotated as serine/threonine-protein kinase-like protein At1g28390. The record is from RefSeq and is a predicted model, not a curated record. Gene Ontology annotation, molecular function: ATP binding; protein kinase activity. Gene Ontology annotation, biological process: protein phosphorylation. Bases 118 to 1236 code for a protein of 372 amino acids. NCBI's taxonomy places the organism in Eukaryota, Viridiplantae, Streptophyta, Magnoliopsida, Asparagales, Orchidaceae. Gene Ontology annotation, cellular component: plasma membrane. The transcript has a single exon.
UAGACACUUAUAAUUAUGAGCAUGAUAAGCACGCCCCCAAGCUGUUAGCUUUGUAGUUAGCAGCUAAUCACCAAUGAUAUCCAACAUAGUACAUGUCAUCAAUCCACUCCACGGUUAAUGUCAAGAAAAUCUAUUAAUAUACACACAAUCUCACUUUCUUUUUCAACCAAAGUGCUUUGGAAUUUGGCAUCCCACACUUUAUUACUUUCAAUUACCUUUAAUUUGCCUUUUAUUCUCUCUUUUCCAUUACCCCAUGACCUUUACUCUUCUCCACUUUCCCUUCAUAUUUACCCACCGAAAGCAUUUGAAUUCUUCAAAGAAGAGCUGAAGAUGAGGGAGUUCAGCUAUGAUGAAGUUAAGGCAGCCACCAAGGACUUCUCCCUUGAUCACCUCAUCGGCAAGGGCAGCCAUGGCUGCGUCUACAAGGCCAUCCUCGAUGGAGGCAAGGCUGUCCUUGCCGUCAAGAAGCCAUCGGUUGUUGCACCGGCCCACAUCGACAAUGAGAUAGAUAUUCUCUCAUCAUAUAAUAGUCGUUACAUCGUCAAUCUUGUUGGCGUCGUGACCAACCAAGGUGGAAGCCAACUCCUUCUCCUAGACUACAUGCCGAACGGCUCUUUAGAAAAGUUCCUCCCCUCGAGGCCCAACCAAUCCGAACUAGCAUGGCGAGCUUCCGUUGCAAUUCAAGUGGGUCGAGCCUUGAUUGGGCUACAUCGGGCCAACCCGCCCAUCAUACAUCGCGAUGUGAAGUCGGCGAAUAUAUUGUUUGAUGAGAGGUGGAGGGCCAGACUAGCAGAUUUCAGCUUGGCAGUUCGAUCAGGCGGGCCAGGUCGGCCAGCUGCAGGAACGAUGGGGUAUAUAGACCCAGGGUAUAUUGGGCCUGGUGAGCUCAGGCCAGGGGUCGAUGUGUUUAGCUUUGGGGUGGUGAUGAUGGAGUUGGUGAGUGGACGACGAGCAAUGGAGAUGAGGGAGGUGGGAGAGGGGAUGGUGGGGAGGAUGGCAGCAUUGGCAUUAAGAUGUGUGGCAACAGAUGAUGGGAGGAGACCGGGGAUGGAGGAGGUGGUGGAGGAAUUGGAGAGGGCGGUCGAGCGAGUGUGGUGGCCAUUAGAAGUGGUGAGGAGGUGGGUGAGGAGAGGGUUGAAGAGGAGGGGUGGGAGGAGGGUGAAGGUGGUAAGGGGUGCAACUAGAAUUGUUUGUAGGAAGCAUUUAAUUGAAGAUGGUGAUGAGAAUGGAAAUUGACAGUUAUUUUGGUGUUAGUUAUCACAUGUAAAGAGCAAUGGAAGGGUUCUAUAAUUGUAUUUCUCUUUUCUUUUUCUGUUUUACUCUCAUACAUUUUAUCUUAUUUUAUAUAUGAAGAAAAAGGAAUAAUAAUAUUUACAAUCAUUAAAGUUCACUUUUUUUACAUAAUGU